This is a messenger RNA of Vespa velutina, 2860 nucleotides long. RefSeq lists its product as uncharacterized. The record is from RefSeq and is a predicted model, not a curated record. The transcript is spliced from 15 exons. Lineage: Eukaryota; Metazoa; Arthropoda; Insecta; Hymenoptera; Vespidae. Gene Ontology annotation, biological process: detection of chemical stimulus involved in sensory perception of smell; sensory perception of smell. The coding region runs from base 506 to 2806 and encodes 766 amino acids. Gene Ontology annotation, cellular component: plasma membrane. Gene Ontology annotation, molecular function: odorant binding; olfactory receptor activity.
AGUGGCUAAAGGAUCUUCGAAGUCAAUAAUUUUACAUUCAUCAAGAAUUCUAAAUAAUUCUUUUUUAUUCUUUUUCACAAAUAUAUGAAAACAUGAGUAUAUAUUAAUAGUUUUAAAGUUAGAAUUUACUUUGAAUGGAUAGUACGAGCAUUCGACAUGCUCCGUAAAAAUAUCUCAAACUAAAGAAGGAGCAAUGAGUGAGUACGCAUGUCAAGGAAUAUUUUUAUGCAGAGAGAAAAAGAGGGGAAAAAUACCUACCAUUACGAGUUAAUUAUGUUCGUCAAGAAAAGUUAGAUGCAUAAAUUCGCGAUCGAUGAGAAACAAUUAUCAGUAACCCUUUUAUUUUGUUAUUGAUUAUAUGUUUUCGUGUAAAAGAAAGGAAGAAAAGAAUUAUUAUGAAAGUAAUAGAUGUAAAUUCGAAGGAAGAGAAAAAGAGAAACGACAUGAGCUCGAUCGAACUUUGACUCUUUGUCUCAUGGCAGAUUCGUUUCAACCUUGCUAAGAAAUGGACGUUUUCAAAGAGAUGUGUUACUACAAAUAUAAUCAAGUUUUUCUUUCGAUAAUCGGACUAUGGCCUUAUCAAGACAUAAAAACUCGACGAAUUCGUAUAUCCUUUGUGAGCGUUAUUUUAAUGAUUAUUCUUUCCGUUCAGUUGACGGAGUUAUUAGAACAGAUCAAAUUCGAUUGGACAAAAUUGGAGACGGAGCAAGAACUUAAGAUCUUUCAAAAGUAUGCCAAUGAAACUCGCAUGUGUACUCUCUUCUUACUGUUCAUAUUAUUCGGAUCUGUCAAUGCUAUCUCACUUUUAACUCUAUUACCAAUGUUAUUAAAUGUUGUUGCGCCGUUAAACGAAUCACGUCUCUACGAGAUUCCGUUUCCAGUGGAAGUCUUUUUUGAUACUACUAAAUACUUUCAUACAACUUUUUUUUUAAUAUUCUUUCUGCUAAAUAUUAUGGGAUGUGUAUCGAUAGGAGUAUACAGUUUAAUUCUGAUGGUUUUACAACAUUGUAGUGGAUUAUUUGAACUUGUUGGAUACAUUUGGGAAAAUUCAGUUGAGGAUAAAAAAGAAAUUUUCACAAAUAAAGAGAAUAAGAAAAUUUAUAAGAGAAUAAUACGUGGUGUGUGGUUUCAUAAAAGAACAAUCAAAUUCAUCGCUAAUAUAAAUUCAGUUUGCCAGAAUAGUUAUUUGAUCCAGAUUAUCUUUUUUGGAAUUUUAAUCGAUAUCGACAUUCUUCGAAUAUUAAAUACAAAGUUAAAGUUGGAAAAUUUCAAGGAAAUUAUGACUUGUAUAAUGCAUAUAAUCGGAAACCUAGUCUGGGCAUUUAUAAACUGUUAUUUUGGACAAAGAGUGAUAGAUCGUAGUUCCGACGUACACACAAAAAUAUGUAAUGCAAGAUGGUAUUUAUCUUCUACAAAAAUACAAAAAUUAAUUUUGUUAAUAAUAACGAAAAGCAUAAAACCGUCUUACGUAUCGAUUGGUGGAACAUUCACAUCUUCGUUGGAACUUUUUGCCUCGGUAAAAUCUGUAAUUAGAUUGUAUAUUCUUAUCACAUUCUUUAAUAAAGAGACAAAGAUAGUAAGAAUUUCUCAGUUUCAAUUCUCGAUUUCGCGUAUUAUAUUCGAACGUUCAUCGUCAGGAAUGGACUUCUUCGAAAAUGGUCAUUACAAUUUUAUCCGGAUCAGUCUUUCUCCAAUCGGACUUUGGCCUUCCACCGAACCAAAAACCAGAUUAAUUCGAAGGUUUAUCGUUAUACUUAAUUGUUUCUCUAUUUUAUUGUUACAGACACUAAAGAUCAUUAUGAAUAAUUAUAAAAUAGAUAUCAUUUUCGAAAUUUUACCGUAUUUUCUUGUCUGUUUAGCUGGUAUGUUUAUGCACUUAAAUAAUUCUAUCAACUCAUCACAGAUGUAUAGACUUUUAGAGAUCAUCAAAGACGAUUGGCGCGAACAAGAAGGGACGAAAGAAUUUGAAAUAAUGAAAAAAUAUGCAUGGGAUUCCAAAAACUACUCGAUAAUAAUGUUGGCAAUACUUUUUUUGCCGAUUUAUAUAAUAAUGAUUGCAUCUAUUCUACCUCUUACUCUCGAUUUCAUCAAUCCCUUAAACGAGACUCGCCCACGGGUCCUUCCAUUUUUAAUGGAAUUUUAUGUCGAUGACCAGAAAUACUUUUGUCCACUGUUAAUGAUAAUAUUUAUUAUGAUAUUAAUAUUAGGCCUAACCGUGAUAAGCAACUGUACUCUAUUUUUAGUCUUCAUACAACAUCUUUGCGGAAUGUUCUACGUCGUUGGUAACAUGGUCGACAAUGUCUUCAACGACAAACAUUGUUCUGAACUUGAAACUUAUGCGAAAAUAGUCCGUUGUAUAAAAUAUCAUAAAGAGGCAUUAGAAUUUGAAAUGAAACUGCGUGCCUUAUACGAACACGUUUACUUGGGAUUAGUUAUAAUAGGGCUCUUUCUUAUGGCUACUUCUAUUAUACAGCUAAUACAAAAAAAUGCAUUCAAACUGGAAAAUCUGAUAGAAUCUUCGAUAUCCAUCAUCAUUUUUAUCAGUAGUACGAUCAUAAUAUAUUUAAAGUGCUAUUUUGGUCAGAAAUUAAUCGAUCACAGCACUUAUCUAUUGAACAAAAUAUUCAAUACGCCUUGGUACUUGCUUACUAAAAAAUCACAGAUAUUACUCUGGUUUAUGAUGGCAAGAAGCACAAAACCAUGUUAUUUAUCAUUUGGCAAGCCCUUUUGUAUAUCUAUUCAAUUUUUCGCAUCGGUAAGACAUGAAACGAAACAUAUAUCAUUCCGUAACAUCUAUUUUCAAUGAAGUAUAUCUAUGUAUUUUUUUUUCAAGAUGCUACAAACUGCAGUAUCUUACGCG